CGGACGGAUCUCGGGUCAUCUGCAGCUGCGGCGCGCGCACGCGGAGGGCGCAGGAGGAGGCGGAGGGAAAAAAUGGCGGCCAUCAACUAGAGCAGGACACACGGGGACAAGUCGGGGAAGAAGAUCCGAAAUAGUUUCCCUGAUUUUCCAGGGAGUGUUUAGUGAUGGAGGUGCUACAGUGCGAUGGCUGUGAUUUCCGUGCAGAGUCCUGCGACGAGCUCAAGGCUCACAUUCAGGAUGUCCACACCAUUUUCCUGCAGCCUGCAGACGUUGGGAACGAAUCACCUCAAAGGUCAAGGUCCGAUUCCUUAAACUCCUUCAGUCACACGGAGGAGGACGAUGAAGACGUUGCCAGUAAUGCAUGUGACUUCCCACACAAGGAAGCAGGCCACAACUCCUUCACCACAAAUUCAGGGCCCUUCUCCAGUUCAAACCAAACGAUUUACAAUCAGUCAGCCGACAAGACAACAAACCCAUUUUUUCAAUGCAAAUUUUGUGUGCGCUACUUUAGAUCAAAAUCCCUCCUCAUUGAGCACUCUAAGAAGGUCCACGGCAUUGAAGGAGGAUCAUAUUCAAAUGACUAUUCAAAUUUACUUGACACCUCCAAGUCAAAUACAGCGGAUAAAGCUACAGCGCAUCAGAGUGUAGAAAAAAUGUACUCCUGUCAGUAUUGUACAUAUAAAUCUCCUCGCAGAGCAAAAAUCUUGAAGCAUCAGAGUAUGCACCCUAAAGAUAAUUUUCAGGCCCAGUCAGUUUCACCUGUGGAAGCAGAAGCUGAAACAGAUAUUCUGGAAAUGGACUCAGAUGCCAUGUCCUCAGAAGAACCAUGUGAGGAAUCACAAGAUUUCACUGAACGUAUAGUUUUGGAGUCCAUGAUUAAAUCCCGGUCCAGAGGUGGCUUCAGCUGUGAGUGGUGUGGCUUCCAGACCUUGCAAAGACGACAGCUAUGUGAUCACAUAAUGAAGAAGCAUCGAAACAUGGACAAGAUUAUGGCAUCGCUGCAAAAGCCUAAAGUAGAUGGAAGUGCAGGAUCUUCCAAAUCCAAUUCUCCUUCAUCACCAAGAAGCACUCCAACAUCCAACCUAAUGUUAACUGAUCUAAGUGGCAAUGAUUGUUCAUCAGCAUCUGUUAAACGCAGUGCCUCAUUGAAGUCCCUAUCAGGGCUGUCACAUUUUCAGUAUUCCCAGAUUGCAGGAAAGAUUCCCAAUAGCACAGGAUCUUCCAUACUGUCAGAGAGGUCGACUUUUGCUAUGUCUGACACGUCGCACUCAAGGGCAGAUCUGGAUACCAGUGUGCUGAACGCUUCUCAGAGCAGCUCGGAUGAUGAACUCUGUGACGUUGAUGAUACUGCUUACAAUGACUCGUUGUGCACUAAGGAUUCCACUAAGCUGCUUCUGCCAGAGGAGGGUAAUAAACUGCUGGAGACAGAAGGAAUUUCAAUUGGAAGGCAUCUGAAUAGGUUUCAGUGCCCAUUCUGCUCUUUUUUGGCAAAACAUCAUAGCAGUGUCUCUCGUCAUAUAGAAAACCUACACUUACCCAGCCAAACUACCUUGUAUAAGUGUGACGAGUGUACGUUUCUUUGCAUAAGUUCAGCAAAACUUGCCACGCAUAAGCAGUGUCACCGUGGCUCCUCUUCUGAAUGGGACAUAAUGGAUCUAACUAAUGAAAGCCAAGAUGACCCAAUUGAAGACUCAGUCAAUGGAGGAAAUGGCAGCUCUACCAUGAAUGGCCAGAAAUCUAUUGAUGUAGAGGAGGAAGGCUCUCACCGUUGUUCACUUUGUAAUUUUUCCACUAUGACACUGAAAGGUUUACGUGUACACCAGCAACAUAAGCACUCAUACUGUGAUGGGAUGCAACCCACAAGUCAAGACAGUUUAUUAAAUGAGCAGCAGGAUUCUGAAACUGAGUCAUAUAGCACAUCAAACUUUGUGCAGAAAACUCAAACAUCAAUCCUUGGAUUUUCCUCCAGAAAGCACCUUAUGGGAAAGACAGCCAGGAAGUCCAUAAAUGACUUGCCUCUGGAUCUGUCCCCGGUCAAGAAACGGACAAGAAUUGAUGAAAUUGCAAGCAACCUUCAAAGUAAAAUCAGUCAGAGUCAGCAGCAAGAGGAUGUAAUUAAUCUUGAUGAUAUGGAGGAUGAGGAGGACGAAAAUGAAAACCAUGUCGAUGAGAAAAAGGAGAAAGAGAACUCUGAGAUUCAAAGUCAGCGUUUCACCUAUAAUACACAGCAUUUGUAUGUCAGAAACCCUGGUUUUGUUCAAUCAGAGCGUGGUGUUGGCAAAAGAAAGCGUAGCUUGCAAGCCAAAUUAACAUCAAGAAACAUUCCUAUCCAAGUCACUGUCUCUGAUGAUGAGGACAGUUUUGGUGCAGAUUGUAAAGAUAUCCAAGAUCAAAGCAGUCAAGACAGCAGAGAGGCCUAUCAAGAGAGCACGGAGUACUCAGAUGAACCCGGUAACCUUUUCUACUGUAAACACUGUGAGUACCAAAACAAGUCUGCCCGCAGUGUUAGCACCCAUUACCAGCGUAUGCAUCCGUAUAUUAAGUUUAGCUUUAAAUACAUUCUCGAUCCAGAGGAUCAGAGUGCUGUCUUCCGUUGCCUAGAGUGUUUCAUAGAAUACAACAACUUCAGUGACUUACACCAGCACUACAUGGAUCACCAUCCAGAAGCUAGCAAUGUUCUUAACUUUAACCAGCCAGAUUUGGUGUACACCUGUCGCUUCUGCUCAUACACCAGCCCAAAUGUGAGAAGCCUAAUGCCUCAUUACCAAAGAAUGCACCCCUCAGUGAAAAUUAACAACGCCAUGAUCUUCUCAAGCUACGUGGUUGAUCAACCUCAGAAAGGAAGUGCGGAAUCACAGACACUGAGAGAAAUCUUAAAUUCAGGGCCUAAAAGCUUUGCGAACUCUGCCACAAGGUCCUCACCCAGUCCCAUCAUUAAAAACUCCAAAACACCUGACUCAAAUAUGGACUCUGAAGCCUUUAGAGAAAUCGUAGAUGGUAACGUUGUGGUGUACGACUGUGACAUGUGCUCAUUUGCUAGCCCCAACAUGCACUCCGUACUGGUUCACUAUCAGAAAAAACAUCCUGAACAGAAGGCAUCGUACUUUCGCAUACAAAAAACCAUGCGGGUCAUAUCAGUUGAUCGAGCGCAGUCAUCAACCAACUCCUCAUUUAACCUGUCAAGUACUCCGAAGCCCUCAAAGGUUGUUGUGCCAUUAACCUUGGAUGAUGAGCUUUACUACUGCAAACACUGUGUUUACAGCAACCGAUCUGUGGUAGGCGUUCUAGUUCAUUACCAAAAGCGCCACCCAGAAAUCAAGGUGACAGCUAAGUAUAUAAAGCAUGCACCCCCUACACUUGGGUUGAUGAAGCUCAUGGAUGAGUUGCAGAUUGCACCUCCUAAACAGUUUAUGAAACAGUUAAGCACCAGUGCAACUGAUGGAUCCAAUCAUUUGAAUCCUAAAGGAACUACAGACAAGGGCGAGGGGGAGAUGUUGUUUUUCUGCCAACACUGCGACUACGGGAACCGCACUGUGAAAGGAGUGUUAAUCCAUUAUCAGAAGAAGCACAGAGAUGUAAAAGCGAAUGCAGAUUUGGUUCGAAGACAUACUGCUGUGGUUCGCAGUCAAAGAGAAAGGGCUCAGAUGAUCCAAACAGGAAGUUCCACAUCCACUGCAACCUCAGCAAGUGACGCAGAGAAAUCCAGAGCACUUAGAUCGUUAAAGUGCAGACAAUGUGCCUACACAUCUCCCUAUGUGUAUGCCUUGAAAAAGCAUCUUAAGAAGGAUCACCCCACUGUGAAGGCCACAGCCAUGACCAUCUUGCGCUGGGCUUAUCAAGAUGGGAUCUUGGAGGCUGGUUAUCACUGUGAAUGGUGUAUUUAUUCCCAUGCUGAGCCCAGUGGGCUGCUCAUGCAUUACCAAAGACGACACCCAGAGCACAACGUCGAUUAUGCUUACAUGGCCAGCAAGUUGUGGGCCGGUCCUGAUACAUCCACCUCCAAGCAGGUGGGCAACUCUGAGAUAAAGCAUUACCAAUGCAGAGAUUGUGCCUUUGAGGCUUGUUCUGUUUGGGACAUCACCAACCAUUAUCAAGCUGUUCAUCCAUGGGCUAUCAAAGAUGAUGAGUCUGUUCUCAUUGACAUCAUUAAAGGGAACCAUGCAUCAGAUAAGCUUGUGUCUUCAGCAGCAAAGGGAAAUGUCUCAACGUCUAGCCCGUUUAGCAGUCACCAAUCUGAUGAAGGCACUGUGGAGAUUAGCAGGUCGGCACCUGAACAUCAUCCCCAUCUUCCCUUCUCCACCAGUUCCUCCCUAUCAAACAAUCCCUACCAAUGCACUGUGUGUCUGUCUGAGUACAAUAGUCUUCAUGGACUUCUUACUCACUAUGGCAAGAAACACCCAGGCAUGAAAGUGAAGGCUGCGGACUUUGCACAGGAAGCAGAUAUCAAUCCUAGUUCAGUUUACAAGUGCAGGCACUGUCCAUACGUGAACUCCCGCAUCCAUGGCGUUCUUACACAUUACCAGAAACGGCAUCCUCUAGUCAAGGUAACAGCUGAAGACUUUGCUGAUGAUAUUGAGGAGGUCAAAGACUUGGUGCCAGAUGGAGAUGAAAGAUCCAAAAACCAGAGGCAGGGAUAUGGUGCCUACAGGUGCAAGAUGUGUCCUUAUACCCAUGGAACACUGGAGAAACUGAAGAUUCAUUAUGAGAAAUAUCACAACCAGUCUGUUUCAGAAAUAUUUGCACCAACGCAUGUGCAAUCCUCUAUUAGAAAAGAGGACACAGUUGCUGAAUGCAGUGCCGGCAGUAUGACUGAAACAUCAGAGAGAUGUGAGCUUGACCUUACCCUUUCAGAGCUUUCAAAAGGAGAGAAACAUACUGUGUUCAGAUGUCAGCUCUGCAAAUACUUCUGCUCAACCAGGAAGGGUAUUGCUCGGCACUACCGCAUCAAGCACAACAAUGUACGUGCUCAGCCCGAAGGUAAGAACAACGUCUUUAAAUGUGCUCUGUGUUCUUACACCAACCCCAUCCGAAAAGGUCUGGCUGCUCACUAUCAGAAACGCCACGACAUUGAUGCUUACUAUACACACUGUCUUGCUGCUUCCAGGACCUUGGGUGAAAAACCAAACAAAGUGACUGUACCUCUGGCCUCUGAAGAAUACAAGUCAGCAAUGAGUGAGGAGCUGAGGCAAGCAGUUGACCGAAGAAAGUGCUCACUUUGCGCUUUCCAGGCGUUCAGCAGGAAAAGCAUUAUCUCACACUAUGUCAAGCGCCACCCGGGGGUUUUUCCAAAAAAGCAAUCCUCCAGCAAACUCGGACGUUACUUCACUGUGAUUUAUCCUAAGGAUCCAGAGACACCAUCCGUUGUAGAGGAUGUUGAACUGGUGGAAGUAAAAUCAGAAGAUAAUGGGGGACACGUGAAAAAUGAUUUGGAAUGGCCACAAUUCAAGUGUAUGAAGUGCACUAAGCUGACCUUUGACACCACGGACCUUCUUGUCUCACAUUACAAUGAUUACCACAGCAAUGACCUGAAGCGGGACUUUGUCACCAUACAGAGCCCAGUGGAGGAAGGUGCUGAGCUCUAUCAGUGUGCUUACUGUGAAAUCAAGUUCCUUACACUUCCUGAGCUUAGCAUCCACCUUACAAAGCACAACGAGAUGUUUGAAAAAAGAACUGUGUGCCAUGAACAGAGGAAGCAGCUCCAGAACAGACGGAAAUCCACAGACGCACUUGAGACACAACCAGAAAACAAGAUGGAUUGCUCAGCUGAAAAAGCUCCUAUUGGCUACCGCUGCAACUUUUGUGUUGAGAUCCACCCAACACUUAGAGCAAUUUGCAACCAUCUAAGAAAGCAUGUUCAGUAUGGUGAAGCCAAAGAAGGACACGUGGAGGUAAAACAGGGAGUGAUGGAAGUUUCUGAUGCCGUCACCAACGUCAACAUGGAGGACACAGUCACCACAGACAAUGUGACCAAUGAGACAGAGGACAGCGUGCUGGUCACCAUGGCGACAGGCAUCACAGAAAGGGUUCCGGAAUACCGGUGCGACAUGUGCGAUCGUGUUUUCAUGUCCAUGCAGGGACUCCGAUCUCAUGAACGAAGUCACUCGGCCACAGCGAUGCUCAGCAGAGACGACAAGUACAGUUGCCAGUACUGUCAGUUCCAAUCGGCUUUCAGGCACAACCUGGAUCGACAUGUUCAGUCUCAUCAUGGACAUCACAAACCAUUCCGCUGUAAACUCUGUCCCUUUAAAUCAGCCUACCUGAGCCGAUUAAAAAAUCAUUUGCACAAAUCACAUGCAGGUGAGAACACAUAUAAGUGCAUCUCCUGUCCGUUCUCGACGAUGACCAUCAGUCAGCUGAAGGAUCACUCACUACAAGAACACGGAGAAACUCUCACACUGCCCCGACUGAAAGCUCGAGCUGCCCUGCGCACCACACAUACACUUACACAGAACAACGCGGAGCACAUAUCUAGCGAUGCCACCACCACUGACUCUGUGGCAUAUUUGGAGCCGCCGGAUGUUCAGCAACAGUUGAGUCAUUACCAGUUGGCAUCUCGUAAUCAGGCACCACCCACUCUCUUAUCAGUUUCCCCUGGCCCCUCCCCAUCAACAGGGGCAGAGACAUUGGGGACAGCUGUGUCCCGCCCUGACGCCACCCUAACUUGUGAAUUCUGUGAGUUCAGCUCGGGUUACAUGCAGAGUCUAAGAAGACAUUACCGAGACCGCCACGGUGGAAAGAAACUCUUCAAGUGCAAAGAUUGUUCCUUCUUUACCUGCUACAAGUCCACCUUCACACUGCACGUGGAGGCUGGACACAGCCCCCCCUCUGAUGAUGGACUGAGAGAACUGCGCUGUCCUUUCUGUCUCUAUCACACCAAGUCCAAGAGUCACAUGAUAGACCAUGUCCUCCUUCACCGUGAAGAGCGAGUAAUCCCUCUGGAAGUAUCUCGCUCUAAACUGUCUCGUCACCUGGACGGUUUAAUCUUCCGCUGUCAUAAGUGCACGUUUACAUGUUCAAAUGGGGACAGUCUGCAGCAGCACAUUGACAAACACAAUGAGCCCAAACCAUAUGAGUGUCGACUGUGUUACUACGACACAAAACACCAGCAGCAGCUCGAGGAUCACCUCCGAGACGAACACAAGGUGAUCCGUAAUUUUGAACUGAUGGGUCGAGUUAAUCUUGACCAGCUAGACGUUCUGAAAGAAAAAAUAAACAGUGAAGAAGAAGAGGAAAUAAGGGAUGAAGAGGACGAAAAGGAGGAGCUGGUGACGAUUGAUGAUGAAGAGCAAACCGAGGAGACAGAAAGAAUAGAAGAGAAAGAGAUGGAGGAGGAAGUGUCAGGCUCACCAGAAGAGAGUAAACAGGAAGCAGAGACGGCGGAAAUGAUGAUGGCAUGUUCUCCAAGUGCAGGGAAAAAGUUUCCAUGUGAGUUUUGUGGCCGAACUUUUUCUCUUAGUUUGGAAUGGGAACGUCAUGUUCUCCGCCAUGGCAUGACUGUUAACAGCAACAUGAGAGCUACGAGCCCAGUUGCCUCAGUAACAAUAACAGAAGGAGGCAUUGACCAAUCAGCUAACACUACAGAAGUCGAGAGAGUGUAUCAGUCCAGCCAAUCUGAGAGUUCUGUUCAGAAUGAAGAAGAUUGAGAGACCAAAAAUGACGUAUAGAAAUGUACUGUGUUAUAAUGGUGUACGGUUUGUUGUUAAAAAAAAAAAAAAAAAAAUAGGCUGCUUCAUGGACACUUGAUUUUAAAAAGUGAGGAAAAAAAGCAAAACUGUUCAUGGUUUUGAAGCAUUGUUAGAUUUUAAGUGUUAAACAUGGGUUCUAUAGGUUGUGUUACAUCCUAGCUGUGUGUUAAAUCGCUGAUCCUUUAAAAAGUGUGACUUGGUCCCAUAGGACAGACGCUAAUAAUAUAUUGGUAACCAAUAGUGACAAAUCUGUAAGGGCUCUGUUCAGGUCAAAUAAACACUUCCUGUGAGGCGACUUCAAAAAUGUCUGCCGUUUUACUUUUUUAAAAAUGCUAAACCUGUUCAAACUUAGUAACAUGCACUAGGCAAAAUUUGGUCGGUGAUUCAUUGUAUUAAAGGAAAAAAUUGCAUUUUAGCACCACAAACACCACAUUACAUUAAUACAGAAUUGUAUGUGAUUUUAAUCCAAAAGAUAAUUAAUUGAAUUAAGUAUAGGAUUUGACACUAUGGAUAUAUUUUUCUUCAAAAUAUUUUUUGUAAUGCAAAAAAAAAUUCAUUUUUUUACUGCUUUUUCAAGUCCAGUAAUUACUAGAUUAGUUGGCACGGUGGUUUGGUGGUUGGCACUGUCGCCUUGCACCUCCAGGGUGCGGGUUUGAUUCCCGCCUCAGUUCUGUGUGCUCGCGUGUUCUCCCCUUGCUUAAUGGGUUUCCUCCGGGUACUCCAGUUUCCUUUUACAGUCCAAACACAUGCAGAUUAGGCUAAUUGGUGUUUCCAAAUUACCUGUAGCGUGUGAAUGAGCGUGUAAUCGUGUUGUGUGUGCCCUGAAAUGGAUUGACAAAAGAAUUACUAAAGGUUUUAAACACCAAUGAACAUGUGUAAUAUCCAUUUGUUUAUAAAUACAUUUAUUUGGCAUAUUUAUUAACAUACAUAAAAAUUGCUCUUAUGCAUGUUCAGAACACUGAAUUUAACAAUAUGUUAAAUGUGUAAUUACAUUUUUAUGAGCCAAACUUUUAAGGCUUUUUAUAAGAACCCCAAGAUUCUUUUAAACAGCUACAUUUUUGUCCUGGUGUUUUACUGCAACCCAUAAACACUGCUAUUUUUACAACUUCCGUUGUAAACAGUAGAAUUACAGUAGAAUGACAGAUAUCAUUCAGCGACUUAGUAUAAAGCUGUGUAGAUUCUGUGACGCAUGCCGCACAGAUCGUGUGAUUUGACCUGAACGCUGGCUUACAGAUUCAAUAUUUUUUUACAUUUUUAGCCUUGUGUUAAUCUUUAAUCCUGUAGCUGAAUUCCUUCAGGAAUAGUCGCCAUCUUAUUUGUAUCAGACGUUUGUUGAUUUUAUUUUUAUUUAACUUUUUAGUAUAUGGACAAACACUGGGCCCCAAAGUUUUGUAGCAAAUUGCUACUGUAGUUUUAUUCUAUUUUUAAUUCUUAUUUUUAUUUCGUUUCUGCUGCUUUUUUUUAGGCAUGUUCCUGCACUCCACCAUGUAUGAAAACAAAAUACAAGGGAAAAAAAGAAACUGUUUAUGUAAUAACUUCAAGCACCUUUGACUCCACGGUUCCAUUUUUUUUUUUUUGCAUGAUUACAGGAAACAAGAACUGAAGGUUUAGCUAUUUUAUAUCGAGCAGCUCGUCCCAACAAGCAAUUAUGACAAUAAAAAUAUUGUUUUAUUUAAAUAAUUGUUUUUACGCUUCUUAAUAAAGGAACAAUGAAUAGAUUGUAUGCGAUGAAAAUUGCUGCUCAAAAACCUUGAAGCCUUAUUAUUAUUAUUAUUAUUAUUAUUAUUAUUUAGGCAAUUUUGCAAUUACAGUACAAUACAGCUACAUGUCUCAAACCAAGGGAAAUGUUUUUGGGCAGUGAGAUAAACUUUUGUAGUGUUCUACAGCAAUCCCAUAAUAAGUCAAAGAAAUAUUAGAAUAACUUAGCGAUAAAAAAAAAAGAAUAACCAAAAUAUAAUAAUUGACUCUGCAUGUAAAAUUUUUAUCGUCGUUUCACACAAUUACAUAAUACAAUUUUGAUUUUGGCACAUUUCCUUGUGCAGUGAAAAGUGAAAAUCAUUUAAAAAAUAGUUCUUUAAUAAAACAUUUUUGGUAAUGAAACACAGAUCAGGAGCUGUGACAUCACUCAAUAAAAAACAAAAUCUCCUACAUUUACAUUGUCUUUCCUGCAUUGUCUAAUUAGCAAGGAAGAAGAAUCUAGGUAUGUUCUAGGUAAUCUGCUUUUCCCUUAUUUAUUUUCUUUAUUUUCUUUCUUUUUCUUUUUUUUUUUACAGAAGCUUCAUGUCAAGUGUUUGAAAAUGUGGUGGGGGUUUUUCUGGUGUCGUCCAUAUUUAACAAAAAAAAAAGUCAUUUUAUGUGGUUAUAGGAAAUACUUUUUUUCUACCUUUAAAAGAAUUUAAAAAAUGUUUUUUUUUCUUUAUAAGCAAAAACGUUUGUAAAAGACAGAAACCUGUUAAAUUCUGAACACACUGGAUUGUUGUACAUAUGAUUUAGGAUUUUGUUUGUUUGUUUGUUUGUUUUGUUUGGAGUUAGUUGGACAGUAGCCCCUCCAUCUCGCCUUCUUCCUGUGAAACCCGUGAUGUUGACUAGAAGUUUGUUGUUUACACUUUGAUUUCUGGAUAUUCUGUAAAUAUUGUAAUUCAUCUGUUUUUUUUAACUUGUUAAUAAAGUUAUCAGAUAACGAGAAA
Molecule: messenger RNA, 10372 nt
Organism: Clarias gariepinus (North African catfish)
Lineage: Eukaryota; Metazoa; Chordata; Actinopteri; Siluriformes; Clariidae
Gene: znf462
Product: zinc finger protein 462
Exons: 13
Coding region: 165-7643 (2492 amino acids)
Biological process (GO): regulation of gene expression
Cellular component (GO): nucleus
Source: RefSeq, a predicted model, not a curated record